Messenger RNA from Cydia splendana, 1196 nucleotides. RefSeq lists its product as uncharacterized. Lineage: Eukaryota; Metazoa; Arthropoda; Insecta; Lepidoptera; Tortricidae. The record is from RefSeq and is a predicted model, not a curated record. The transcript is spliced from 6 exons. The coding region runs from base 17 to 601 and encodes 194 amino acids.
GUGGGUAAAGCACGAUAUGAAAGUUGGUAUAAUAGUGGUGUUGGUGUGCGUGGUUGGUGCUGAGUCAAAUUUCUUGGAUGAUUUAUUAGUACAUUUGGAAAAUGCUUGGAUUGGUUUCAAAAAUUUCAUCAAAAGACCUCCCAGGUCCACACGAAUACAUGGACACGUUUCAACAACGGCUUCAACUUCUACAACCUUUGGGUGGUUUAGCACAUCAACAUCUACAAUUUUAACUAAAAUGACAACAUACCCAACCGAGGUACCACAAGCUGUUGAAACGCGGUCAGUAACGACCACAACGCCGGCCAUGACCGAAAUCAUCACUGUACAGAAUACCAUGCCACCGGACAUGUUGUAUUACUUUCAACGCCCUAGGCACAAGCAGGUCCUCUUGCCGUUCUUCCCUACUCCAAAAUGGCGGACGAGAGACCAAUGGAACUGGCACCAAAUACAACAGCAAAAUUCAGAUUCCUUGUUCUGGAGAGAUGAGUUUUUAGGAGGCAGAGCUGAGAGAAGCUUUGCUGGUGACGAUGACGUGACCACGGCUCAGCAGUUGGACGAGACUGCCGACGAGGGAAUUGGCGUGAUGAUGUUCAUAUAGAGUAUUAAUAAGUUUGUUAAGUCUGUUGGUUUAUGUAGAACCAAUCAAGGGCACCCUAGGCCACCAUAUAACCAGCAUACAUUGGUUUAUACUGUGUAAUCCAACUUCGAACAAGAUAAUGAGCGGAUCUCGGGUAAAAACAAGUGACGACGCGACAGCAGACAACAGGUUAAGGGUAACAUUCCAUUUCUGACCACAGCUGCACUACUAUAGUUUUUUUAGCAUUAGAAAUAAGGUAAACAAUCUUGAUGUGUCUUUUAAUUGAAAAACACAUUUUAAAAAUAAGUUACGGCAAAUAUGUAACAAUUAUGAAUCUAAUACGUUAAUUUAUAUUCUUCUGCUUUCAUAAGUAUUAGUUAUUGAUUUUUAAAAAAGCGUUUUUCAAUUAAAAGACAUGUCAAGAUCGCUUACCUUCUUUCAAGUUAUUUCUAAUGCUAAAAAAAACGAACUAUAGUACGAACGCGUCGGUGUUAUUGUCAAUUUCCAUAGUAAAAUGAACGGUAGUGCUGCUGUCGUUGGAAAUGGACUGUCACCUUUAAGCAGGUUUUCUAGGAGGGCGUUAUUUGGCGUGCUUAUACUUAUUAUAGUGGCCUAA